AUGGCAUCGGACGCAGAUCAGCGCUUCACGGAGGAGUAUUUCCUUCAGACCACAGCACCCAAGUGGACCAACGAGAGGCGUGAGCAGGUGAAGAUCUUUCUGGACCACCACCGCGUCGUGGGCAAGUGCGUCGCGGUCGUAACGUCUGGAGGCACGACUGUCCCGCUCGAGCGCAACACUGUGCGCUUUCUGGACAAUUUCUCCACGGGAUCACGAGGCGCAGCUUCGGUCGAGUAUCUACUGGAACUGGGCUACGCUGUCAUCUAUGUACAUCGUCCGGGAUCGGUUGCCCCCUUCGCCAGACACAUACAGAGAGCCACCUCCUCGUCCUUGGACGUGGACUUCCUGCAGCACGUCGACACACGCAAUAGUAACGAGCAGAUCCAGCUGCUUAUUGAAGACCCCACAGCCAAGAAGAACGUGGUGGAUGCAGUCAAUACACUACGCAACGUGCGUGCGACUAACACGCUGCUUACGCUGCCGUUCACGUCUGUAGACGACUAUUUCUUCAUGCUACGGAUGGUGGCAACCUGUGUGGCUCCCUGGAAGGAACGUGCAAUGUUCCUUUUAGCAGCUGCCGUGAGUGACUUUUACAUCCCUCAACAGGACUUGGCAGUACACAAGAUCCAGUCACGAGCAGGUCCAUUGGAACUGACGCUGCAACAGGUGCCAAAGAUGCUCGGCGUGUUGCGUCACAACUGGGCGCCGCAGUCUUUUGUGGUGUCGUUCAAGCUGGAAACAGACUGGGAUAUACUCCGCAAGAAGGCCAAGCAGGCGAUCGCCAAGUACGCGAUGCACUUGGUGAUUGCCAACGAGCUGCACUCUCGUUUCGACGAGGUGUUGCUGAUUACGGACCAGGACGAGCGCUGCAUUACUCGACCAAAAGAAGAAGCUGACAUCGAAUUUGGCUUGAUGGAAGCGGUCGCUCGUACGCACUACCAUUACAUCGCGUCGCAGGACGUGUAUGUGCCGGAUGAAAUCGGCCACCGCGAGGAACUCUUAGGCGUUGUGGUCGGUGGGUUGCUGUCUGUAAUGCUCAGCAUGCUACAGAACAAGCUACGUCGCUCACACUAG
This is a messenger RNA of Phytophthora infestans T30-4, 1074 nucleotides long. RefSeq lists its product as uncharacterized. Gene Ontology annotation, cellular component: nucleus; cytoplasm. The coding region runs from base 1 to 1074 and encodes 357 amino acids. Lineage: Eukaryota; Oomycota; Peronosporomycetes; Peronosporales; Peronosporaceae. Gene Ontology annotation, biological process: coenzyme A biosynthetic process. The transcript is spliced from 2 exons. The record is from RefSeq and is a predicted model, not a curated record. Gene Ontology annotation, molecular function: phosphopantothenate--cysteine ligase activity.